Molecule: messenger RNA, 1605 nt
Organism: Schistosoma margrebowiei
Lineage: Eukaryota; Metazoa; Platyhelminthes; Trematoda; Strigeidida; Schistosomatidae
Source: the annotation of a GenBank genome assembly
AUGUUUAACUACUUGUUAGAUACGAUAGCUAAACUUCUACAUUCACAUCCAUUAACGUUGUCUGGUAAUUCACGGAGUUUAUAUAAUCCAAUCAUUGAAAUUUAUGCUGAAAACAGUCAAUCACCGUCUACUGAAAAGAAUGCAGAAACUAUGAUACCAUGGAAUAAUGUACCAGGAUUAAAUUAUCAGAAUGAAAGACAAAUUGUUCCGUAUGUGAACCGUGAAAUUCAUUCUGGUUCUAGUAAUAAUAAUGAUAAUAAUAAUAAUCAAAACCAUCCAUCAGUUUAUGGAUGGAGACGACAGAUUUUCGAUCCUAUCUCACAUAAUACAGCAUGGAUAGAACAUCAUCUCAGACAACGUAUACAACGUUACAAACAAUGGUUAUCACCAAAACAAUGGAAACAAUUUUUAACAGAUGAUUCUACAACUAUUGGCAGUCGAAUGAAUGCACCGGCUAAAUUUAAUCUUGCUUUAUUUGAAGCUGCAGUGGUUGGUGUAAGACGUGCAGUAGCUGAAUGUCGUUAUCAGUUUCGGCAUGAAAGAUGGAAUUGUAGUCAAGUGCUUGAUGAUGAAACUGCUUUAUUUGGAAACAUUUUACUGAAAGGUAUACCACAAACUGCAUUUAUUUAUUCAAUUAUCAAUGCUGGAAUAGUUCAAUCUGUAGCUGAAGCAUGUUUAAAUCAAAUCGACAAUUGUCCAUGUAAUAAUCGAGGUAGACAAGAACCAUUUUCAGAUUGGCAGUGGCAAGGAUGUGAUCAUAAUAUUCAUUAUGGUAGAAGAUUUUCACGACGUUUACUUGAUACAAUGGAACGUGGUUCACAUAUAAGAUUUGAAAUGAAUUUACAUAAUAAUGGUGUCGGUCGACAAUUAGUUAUUAAAAAUAUGGAACGUUAUUGUCGAUGCCAUGGAACAAGUGGAUCGUGUACCUUAAGAACCUGUUAUCGAAGAACACCACGAAUGAGAACACUUGGAACUUUGUUAAAACAUAUAUAUGAUCAUGAUUUAGUACAAGUUAAACUAGAUUCCAAUAGUCUGCGAUCGACCCGUAGUAUUCACGAAGAUAAACAAGAGACAUCUUCUUCUACAUCAAAUCAUUUGAAACAUUCAUAUUUAGACAAAGCUAUCAAAUUUAUACCUUAUCAAAAAAACAUGAAAAAACAAUUAACCCCAAUAUUAUCAUCUAUAUCCAAUGACUAUUAUGAUAGGAAUGCCAAUAAUGUAAAGAAAACUCAAAAAAAAUCCAAUUUGAUUAUUAUAAACCCCACAACAACAACAACAACUAUUCAUUCAUCCAUGUUAAUUAAAUCAAAUGAACUAAUGAAUCAUUCAAUACAUCCACAUUUAUCCCAAUUAGUUUAUUAUGAAUUAAUCAAUGAGAAAUUGUUUUGUCAUUCAAAUUCAUUUUAUCAUAUAUUAGGUACAAAAGGUCGUUUAUGUAAUUCAUCUUCAAUUUAUAUGAAUAAUUGUCAUCAUUUAUGUUGUGGCCGGGGUUAUAUAACACAUCAUUAUUAUAUCAUGGAAUCAUGUCAUUGUAAAUUUAUAUGGUGUUGUCGUGUUGAAUGUCAACAAUGUUUAGUAUUAAAAAAAGUAGAAACUUGUAUUUAA